AGGAAGUAAUAUUAAAAAAUCACAUGUCAAUUAGUUCCUGUAUAAAAUGGUGUUCUGAUUUUAGCGAACAUGUAUCGAACGAUGUUUGUGUUUGUGUUUCUGUGUAUGCUUGUUCAUGCUAUUUUUUGUAUGGAGUGCAGAUCGCAGACUAAUAAACCAGUUGAUUGGUUCAUAGUGUACAAGAUACCUAAGCUGGGAAGUCAUACUCAUCCUAAUUUCAAAGCUGGGACGGGAUUUUAUUACAUGGAUAAUGAUUCUCCUGAACUGACACUUUCUGACAGAGGAUUAGAUGCUAAGAGUGAUGCCUUGUUCCAUACACUCGACCAAAUCUACAGUAACAAGACAGACGUUGGCUAUUUUAUGUAUAGUGAUCACACACCAGACAAUAGAACUGGCGCUGACCCAAGAGGACAUUCUAAAGGAGUUUUGGGAUUUGAACAAUCAGGUGGAUUUUGGAUGGUACAUAGCGCGCCUCAAUUCCCGCCAUUGAGGUCUGAUGGCUACAAAUGGCAAGAUAAGGCCUCUAAAAAUGGACAGACUUUCCUGUGUAUAUCUUUAGACUACGCCAUCGUUAAUCGUACAGGAACGGUAUUUAGAUACAUUUUCCCUUAUAUAUACGAUGUUGCCUUUCCUGCAAUGUUCAACAAAGAUUAUCCGAUGUUAAGACGUUUUAGUGUAGACAAAGGUACAAGGCAGCUUCAUGUACAAAAGCCGCCAUGGUGUGACGUCAAUGAAUUGCCAACAAAAGAUGGUGUGGGUUUCUUUAGUUUUUCUAAGUAUGGAAAGUUCGGGAAUGAUUUAUAUGAUGGCUUCUUAUCAAAAGAACUUCAGCAGGACUUACUUGUGCAGUCAUGGAUAGAGGCCCAAAAAACAGCGGGAGAUAAGCUACCUUCAAACUGUUCAAUACAGUACAAAGUUUACAAUGUCAAAACAAUGAAGUUUCCAGAUAAGAACAUAGAAUUUUCAACAUCCAAAGACCACUCUAAAUGGGUUGUCUCUAAAGACAAUGGGAACUGGUUGUGUAUCGGCGAUAUAAAUAGACAGAUGCCACAGAAGAAUAGAGCUGGAGGGCAGGUUUGUUUUCAGAAUAAAUCUGCUUGGAACAGUUUCAAAAAGAUUGUCAAAGAAUUUGCACCAUGUUAAGCAUUGAGGAAGUUGUGAAAGAUUGUCUAAAUUGCCUAAAACUUAACAAAGAACUGACAAUUGUGUGAAGAAAAAGAUAUUUGUACAGGAUUUAUUUUGUAAUAAAGUAUAUGCCUACAA
This is a messenger RNA of Mytilus californianus (California mussel), 1263 nucleotides long. Its product is annotated as plancitoxin-1-like. The record is from RefSeq and is a predicted model, not a curated record. The transcript has 7 exons. Gene Ontology annotation, biological process: apoptotic DNA fragmentation. Bases 70 to 1143 code for a protein of 357 amino acids. Gene Ontology annotation, molecular function: deoxyribonuclease II activity. NCBI's taxonomy places the organism in Eukaryota, Metazoa, Mollusca, Bivalvia, Mytilida, Mytilidae.